CUUUGCACGAUGGCAGCGACCAGUCCCGGUGCCCGGCUGCGGGCGCCUAGCCGGGACAGCCUUGAGGGCACUGCUGUAGGAGACGACAAUCGCGUCACACUACAGAAGGUUACGCGAAUCAUGGAUGCGAUCCUGGCUGCUGGGGAUGGUCCGGAAGCGAUUGAGCUGACGAAACAGCUCACCAGCCCUUCUGUGGUUGAUUCACAUGGGCAAACUCUGCUACACCGCGCAGCCCACGCAGGGCACGAAUGCCUUGUGGGCCAUCUCCUGGCAUGCAGUGCCCCGUUGGAAAUGCUCUCUGCGCAUGGCCUCACGCCAUUGCACAUGGCUGCUGCGGCUGGCAACCUUACUGUGGUGCAGCAGCUACUCGCUGCCGGCGCCAGUCCAAACGUGCAAAGCUUUGCAGGCUUUGCGUCUUUGCACUUUGCAGCAUUGCGUGGACACCAGCAAGUGGCCGAGGCCCUUCUACGAGCUGGGGCUCGACGAGCCACAACCACAAAUUUUGGUUGGCAGCCUAGUCGCCAUGCCCUUCUGGCCAAUCCUGAUAUGAGUAAACUCCUCUGCAAAGAUGGUCACAAAUCAUGUUUGGGCUGCGGUGCUCGACGCGGCAAAUGCACCUGCGAUCCACACAGCGCAGCUUCUGCUGACAAUCUCGAUCGGCUCAAGGUGCUCCAUGCAGCUGGCGUGUCCC
Messenger RNA from Monosiga brevicollis MX1, 691 nucleotides. RefSeq lists its product as uncharacterized. Gene Ontology annotation, molecular function: protein binding. The annotation marks the transcript as partial. Gene Ontology annotation, cellular component: cytoplasm. The transcript is spliced from 7 exons. The record is from RefSeq and is a predicted model, not a curated record. NCBI's taxonomy places the organism in Eukaryota, Choanoflagellata, Craspedida, Salpingoecidae.